Messenger RNA from Setaria italica (foxtail millet), 615 nucleotides. Its product is annotated as 26S proteasome non-ATPase regulatory subunit 11 homolog. Lineage: Eukaryota; Viridiplantae; Streptophyta; Magnoliopsida; Poales; Poaceae. The record is from RefSeq and is a predicted model, not a curated record. The transcript has a single exon. Gene Ontology annotation, molecular function: structural molecule activity. Gene Ontology annotation, cellular component: proteasome regulatory particle, lid subcomplex. The annotation marks the transcript as partial. Gene Ontology annotation, biological process: ubiquitin-dependent protein catabolic process.
AUGUCUACUUCGGUGCAAUCACCGUACCUUCCUGCUACCACUGAGUCGAUAUCAAAGGCUCAGGAAGCCAAGGAUGCGUCUGAGUCCAUCUCAAUCCUCUACCGUGUGCUCGAAGACCCAUCUUCUUCAGCGGAUGCACUGAGAGUAAAAGAGCUUGCCAUUACAAAUCUGACAAACUACCUCACAAAAGAAAACAGAGCUGAGGAUCUCAGGAAUCUUUUGACCCAGCUCAGGCCCUUUUUUGCUGUGAUCCCGAAGGCAAAGACUGCGAAGAUUGUGCGUGGCAUCAUUGAUGCUGUUGCCAAGAUACCUGGAACUUCUGAGCUUCAGAUCUCACUCUGCAAGGAGAUGGUGGAAUGGACCCGUACAGAGAAGCGUACCUUCCUCAGGCAGCGUGUGGAAGCAAGGCUGGCAGCCCUUCUGUUAGAGAAUCAGGAUUAUACCGAGGCCCUUACGCUCCUUUCUGGUCUCAUCAAGGAAGUCAGGAGGCUGGACGACAAGUUGCUUCUUGUGGACAUUGACCUUCUGGAGAGCAAACUCCAUUUCUCUCUGAGAAAUCUGCCAAAGGCCAAAGCUUCUCUGACUGCUGCUAGAACUGCAGCCAAUGCCAUUUAU